AUGCCAUUGACUGAAUUGGCAGCAGAUGAUGUCGCUCGUAGUGCAUCACUUGCCUCUCGUCGCCUCGCGACCUUAUCCAACGAUGCCCGCAAUGAAGCAUUGACGGCACUGCACCAUGCCUUGGAUGUCAACCGAAAAGCUAUCCUUGCUGCCAAUGCUAAAGACUUAGAACUUGCCAACCAAGCCGCUGCCAGUGGUACACUGAGUCAUAGCGUUCUCAAGAGACUCGACCUGUCACGACCCGGAAAGUAUGAUGAUAUGCUUGAUGGAAUCUUGAGUGUGCGAGAUUUGGAUGACCCUAUCGGGAAAGUGACCCUACGAACCCUGCUCGACGAAGACCUGACACUGGAACGAGUCAGUUGUCCUAUCGGUGUUCUCCUGAUUAUCUUUGAGGCCCGACCAGAAGUGAUAGCAAACAUCGCUGCGUUGGCUAUCAAGUCAGGCAAUGCAGCUAUCUUGAAAGGCGGGAAAGAAUCCUUGGAAUCGUUUGCAGCAAUUGCAGACGUUGUCUCUUGCGCUAUUAAGGAUUCUCAGGUGCCAGUUGAAUCGGUUCAACUAGUCAAGACACGCGAUGCAGUGUCUUCUCUUUUGGCCCAAGAUUCGUGGAUAGAUUUGGUCAUCCCCCGAGGUUCUAACGAACUGGUGCGAUUCGUGAAGGAUAACACAAAGAUUCCCGUGCUGGGACAUGCCGACGGCAUUUGUUCUGCUUACAUCCAUGCUGACGCAAAUACCGAAACGGCUGUGAAGGUGAUUGUGGACUCGAAGACGGACUACCCAGCUGCAUGCAACUCAUUGGAGUGCUUACUUGUCCAUGAAGAUAUCCUUGAAACGGUUUUCCCCGAAGUAGCUACUGCUCUUUUGGACAAAAACGUGCGUCUUCGUUGCGACGACGCUUCUAAAAAAGCAUUGACGAAAAUCUUUUCGGCUGAGAAAUCAUCUCAACUACAAACGGCCACUGAAUCUGACUACAAGACCGAGUUCUUGGAUCUCGUGUUGGCAGUCAAGACGAUUCCUGCUACCAACCCCCCAUCGCAGCCGUGGAAACUGCUAUUGCUCAUAUCAACGAGCAUUCUUCUAAGCACACGGAUAUAA
Molecule: messenger RNA, 1092 nt
Organism: Penicillium soppii
Lineage: Eukaryota; Fungi; Ascomycota; Eurotiomycetes; Eurotiales; Aspergillaceae
Product: glutamate-5-semialdehyde dehydrogenase
Exons: 3
Coding region: 1-1092 (363 amino acids)
Molecular function (GO): glutamate-5-semialdehyde dehydrogenase (NADP+) activity
Source: RefSeq, a predicted model, not a curated record